AUAAUAGCGAGCGGUAGUUCAAGGAAAAUGGAUUUGUUGAUUGCUGUAAAUGAUGAUCGGGAAAUUAUUGAAAAACAACAACAGCAAAAGGAACACUUCCAGAGGUUACCAGAAUCGGACCAGCAAAACAUUUACGAAACAACUCUUUUGCACUGUGCAGCAUUUUAUGGUCUUGAAGGUCUACCACCACAAAAAAUUGCCAGUGAUGCAGGAGGCAGGACAUAUAUUCUGAUGGAUUCUGUACCUGUCAAACGCUUGAUUGCUGUUUGUCAGAAAGCAAUUAAACUUGAUCUGGUGAUGAUUGCCGAGGAUCUCAGGCGUAGAAAUCAACUGUAUUACAGAGCUCAAACACAGGAUCCAGCAAUCACGAAAUUGGUUACCGAGCUCGAUGCACAAGCAGCAAAUUGGGAUAAUACGAAGAGGAGCAAU
Messenger RNA from Gongylonema pulchrum, 429 nucleotides. The record is from the annotation of a GenBank genome assembly. NCBI's taxonomy places the organism in Eukaryota, Metazoa, Nematoda, Chromadorea, Rhabditida, Gongylonematidae.